GUUGGUGGUGAUGGUGGUGGUGAUAGUGUUGGUGGUGGUGAUGGUGUUGGUGGUGAUGGUGGUGAUGGUGGUGGUGGUGAUGGUGAUAGUGUUGGUGGUGAUGGUGGUGGUGGUUGUGAUGAAGGUGGUGGUGGUGGUGGUGAUGGUGGUGGUGAAGGUGGUGGUGGUGAUGGUGAUGGUGGUGAUAGUGUUGGUGGUGGUGGUGAUAGUGUUGGUGGUGAUGGUGUUGGUGGUGGUGGUGAUGGUGGUGAUAGUGUUGGUGGUGAUGGUGGUGGUGGUGAUGGUGGUGGUGAUAGUGUUGGUGGUGAUGGUGGUGGUGAUGGUGAUGAAGGUGGUGAUGGUGGUUGUGAUGGUGAUGGUGGUUGUGAUGAAGGUGGUGGUGGUGAUGGUGGUGGUGAUGGUGGUGGUGAAGGUGGUGGUGAUGGUGGUGGUGAUGGCGGUGGUGAUGGUGGUGAUGAAGGUGGUGGUGAUGGUGGUUGUGAUGGUGAUAGUGGUGGUGAUGAGGAUGGUGGUGGUGAUGGUGGUUGUGAUGGUGAUGGUGGUUGUGAUGGUGGUGGUACCCCCCCCAGCGCGUUCCGCGUUCGCCCGCAUUCGUUCCGUCUCGUAGCCCCCACCCGCGGUGUCACGAUGGGCGGCAGCAGCAGCGGCAGCAGGCAUCUCGCCGUGGACCUGCAACCCCAGAAGUUCGCGUGCCCUCGCUCGAUCUCCGGACACGGCAGUCGAACCCAGUGGGCACGACUCUUAAACCUCUUCACCCCCCCCCCCGGCGCCUCUGUCCACCCAGGGGAAGAAACGGGGCCCACGGCCGUGGCGGGGUAACGUGUGGGGGUCACCCUGAGGCCCCCACUCCGCACCGAGUGGCAUGACGGAGCGAUCGCUGUGUCCUCGUGUUGUUCACCAUCAGGGAACCCGCAGAAACGACUGCGGUGUCGGCGGCGUUGACGCACGCGGCUCUCUUGUUAUAUUGGUUGCCGACCCCUGGACCAUGCAAGUCCGGCUUACCAUGGGUGUCCAGUUUACCAUGGAAGUCCAAUUUACAACGAGAGUCCAGUUUCCCAUGGAAGUCCAAUUCACCAUGGAAGUCCAAUUUACAAUGGGAGUCCAGUUUACCGUGGAAGUCCAGUUUACCAUGGAAUUCCAAUAUACCAAGGGUCCCCAACCCCCUGUUAGGAACCGGGUCGCACAGCAGGAGGUGAGCAGUGAGUCCGCGCGUGGCCCGCCCCCAUUAUUUUAUUAUUUACCACGUCCGUCCCCGCCUCUUUUCCGCACUUGUCUCAGUCACAGUGUUGGUAAGCCCACAAGCUGCUAACCCCCUGCCAGAAUGAGUAAUAAACGUCGGCCAGAGAGCUUCUUUGAAAAGGGGGAACGACCCAAUGAUGAACCCCCCCUCCCCCCGGUUCGUGAAAAAAUUGUCUUCCACGAAACCGGUCCCUGGUGCCAAAAGGUUGGGGACCGCUGCAAUUUCCAAUGGGAGUCCAGUUUACCAUGGAAGUCCAGUUUACCAUGGAAGUUGAGUUUCCCAUGGAAGUACAAUAUACAAUGGGAGUCCAGUUUACCAUGGAAGUCCACUUCACCAUGGAAGUCCAAUAUACAAUGGGAGUCCAGUUUCUCAUGGAAGUAAACUUGAGAAUGGGAUUCCACUUUACCAUGGAAGUCCAAAUUACAAUGGGAGUCCAGUUCACCAUGGGAGUCCAGUUCACCAAUGGAAGUGCUCGGCAAUCUGCGGCUCUGGAGCCGCUUGCGGGUCCUUCAGGACUGUUUGGUGACGUCAUUUAAUAAGGACCACCGUCUCGUUCACAUGUAUUGUGGCUCUUGAAAUAUUAGGUUUAUUUAACCGAAUUUGAAAACAAUAGCUCUCGUUAUUUCGUUAUGUUUGUUGUAAGUGUCGGUGUGCCGAGUUGUUAAUUCCCCUCAGCUGCCUCGGGCAUGAGUGUUGUCAGUAGUGGUGGUGAUGCUGUUGUUGAUUCAUGGUGACGUCUGUCAGAGAGAAACCUGUCGAGUCUGGAGCAGUGAAAUCCUCGACACGGUCUCGUCUGUCUUACUACUGGUGUCUCAUUGUCUCUCCCAAUGUAUAUUCCCGUGUCUGUCUCAUCCCGUGUCUUUUGCCUAACUGCUCCAGUGUCUAUACUCCCGUGCGUGCUCCCGUGUCUCGCUCUAGCCUAACUCGUAUUCUCUUAUUCAAUGUCUCUUUUCUCCUUUCAGAAUCAGAAUAUUUAUUUAUCAUGGAGGAAUCCGAUGAGCUAUGAAGCUCUUUUUUCAGAGAUGUCCAGUCGGGGCGGAUCUGCAAAUCUGCCAAUGUUUCCUCCAGUAUAAGGUGGUGUAACAAUGGAGGCUUUCAUUGGAGAAUUACGGGAAGUCAGAAGCCUCACAAAUGCUGAGACGGAGUGGCUCGGACGCGUGUACCACUUCGUGGAGCUGAAUCUCCUUCCGGGGGUAGAAAAUCCUGGCGUCUCCGUGGCAACCCUGUCUGGGCGACUGGUCCGAUGUCUGUCGGAGCACUGCGCCCAAGCGGACGAGCGCCGCCUCCCCGCGACGGAAGCGGAGCGCCUCCCACUGCCGCUCGCCUACACGCUCGUGUCAAUUUCUGACCUAUGUACCAAGAGUCACCAGGCCUUCUCCAGCUCGCUGGGGCCCAGGUUCAAGCACCUUCUCUCAUGGCCACACGGCGGCGGAGGGGAGGGAGCGAGGCUGGAGGUCGGCGAGGAGGGUGGGAGGCUGGUGGGAGCGGAGGAGAAUGCCGCGCAGGCCGUUGCGGAAACCCACGAUGGCCUUCUGCCUCAUUGCUCCUUGCUGCUGUGUGGGAGGGUAACGGAUCGCUCUUCAGAGCCGGGCACCCAGCCCGAUGGCAGCUUGUUCCUGAGGGACCGCACCGGGGCCCUGCAGUGCGAGCUCUCCGACUUCCCGGCCGAGUGGCUCGGCGAGUUGGUGCUGCUGCCCUGCUGGAGCUACGUGCCGGGCGGCGAGCCUCGCGGACCCCGCCACAGCUACGUGGAGGUGCACGGUGGCCCCCUGCGCCUCGUCCCCCGAGAGGAUCCUCCGUGUCGGCGGCGGCCACGGGCGGCGGUCGCCGCCCUGCGUCCCGACAUCGCCCGCUGCCUGCUGCUCGCCUGCGGUGUGAAGCGAUCGAGCAGGGCCAAGUUCUCCCUCCUAGGCGAGCUGCUGGCCGUCGCGCCCCUGCUCUGCAUCCGAGGGAAGUCCUUCUUCGUGCUGCGCCUGGGCUCUGCCUUUUCAACCUCGUCGCAGUCGUUGGCCUCGUCGUCACUCCAGUCCGUGCUCUGCUUCGUGCAGACACCCAGCAAGCUGUUCUGGAGCAGCUGCCUCCGCCCUCAUGAGCACUACCUCAUUACCGACGUCACCAUGACGACCGUGAAUGGCACCCGGCCGGUGUUCGUAGUUUCCUCGACCUCGGAGCUGCAUCCCGCGGGCAAGGCCCACACCAGGGAGCUCGGCCUGAAAGAGGCCCUGACUGCUUGCGGCGUGUCGGGGCGGGACUUCCAGGCGAGCUGCAGGGCCGCGGCCGCCGCUAAGCCCGACAGCCUGGCACGCGAAACCGAAGGAAGCGGUUCACCCUCAAACGUCAUUUCGUACCGGGGCGUGCUCACACGCGUAAUCAACGCGCACGGCGGCUUGUACGAGCUCGACGGCGAGGUGGGCCUCUGCCUCGCCUACCAGCAGGGCCUGCACCUCGGCCGUGGCCUGCGCAUCGGUGCCACCCUCGAGGUGCACGCGGCCCACCUGGUGCGCUGCCCGUGGCCCGGCUCUCCUCGCGCCGUGCUGGUGGUGUGCGCGCUCGGCUCCGUGCGCGUCGCCUCGUUCUCGCCCCUCGUUUCGGCGUGGGCGCCGUUCCGGGCCCUGUGGAGCGCGCCGGUGCGAGCGCUGCACGCCGCCUGCCUCUCGCCCGCCGGCUACUUCCGGCUCCUGCACGAGCUCCGCAGGCUGUCGGAGAGGCUCUGCCCGGACCUGAUCGCCGAGCGGUGCCUGACGAGGUGGCGCCCCGACCCCGCCGACCGAGGCGUCGUCCACUCCCUCUUCCUCUCGCCGGGAGAGCGGGCCGAUGCACCGCGAUGCGGGAGUCCGCCCGGGUCUGCCCCGGAGUCGUGGCAGCGCGGCUGGACCGGCUGUCUGUUUCGCAAAGGCCCCAAGAGGGACGUUUACCUCGAGAUCCUGGAGGAGCCCCAUCGCUGCGUCGUCACGCAGCCCGACGAUGCGGACGACGGUCUGUGGCAGCUGCCCUCAAUGAGCGAAGUACUGAAGAUGGCCGAGGAGGAGAGCCGCAAGGUGUCAGUGGGCUGCUGUCCUGUUGGCUCCGAGCCCCCUCUGGCCAGGGAAGACUCGAGCACGGCGGCCAGGCCUGGCCACAGCGCGGAGAGCAGAAAGGCCUGGGAGUUUUCGGUUUUUGGCCCCAAACAUUUUGAACCACCGGUGAUCCUGGUGGGCGUGCUCAGAGCGAGCGUGCGCACCGGCCUCCUGCAGCUCGUCGACCACACGGCCGCCCUCGACUGCCUCGCCAUUCAGCCCGGGGGUCGGCGCCGCAUGGCAUGCUGGGAUACCGCCUUGCUCGGCUGCCUGGUUCGUCUGAGCUGCUUCUCGUUGGUGGUGGAGAGAUUUACCGAUGCUCGCACGACAGGCACUCGCCAGCACCUCACCAGGGUCUACGCUCAGUUUCACGCCGAUAAAGCUACGGUGCUCUACCGGCCGAGCGGCGGGGUUCAGUUGACGGCGGCUACCGGCAGCAGCCGCCCGGAACCCGCGCAGGCCGGGCCCGCUGCCGAGCGGCCUCCAGAGGCCCGAGAGAACGUCGGUCGCGGAGAUGAGGACCUCUCGAGCGGCAGGGCAUCGCCAACGGCCCGCGCAGCGUCGCAGCGUGCCGCCGAGCCCGGCCCAGCGGCGGCGAAGGGAACGGUUGGAGGCAGGAGCGAGGAGGGGGCUCUUCGCGUGCCACAAAAACGAGGCCGCGAGAAGAUUGUCGCGCCGGGAGCGCCCGGCGUGCGCGGAGCAAAGCGCGACGCCGCCGAGCUCGUCGGACCGGCGGCAAAAACCUCGAGGCGGGGCGACGACGACGGCGGCCGCUCGCAGGCCGCUCGUGCAGCGACGUCGCAGAACGACGGCGCGGCGGCGGCGGCGCUGCCGUCCGGUGAGCGUGCAGCGCCGCCCUCGGUCUCCGUGACAAACCCGCGCGGGAGCUCGGCGCCAGGCGGCGAUGGCGCGGCCGCCGCUGCCGGCGUCCGCCGGGAGACGCGGCCGGGCGGCCCCGCGGGGCGGAGCGAGGCCGGCGACAGCCGUAGCGGCCCUCCAUCCGGGGGCCCCGGCGGAAGGGGGUCGGUGGCGAGAGUUUUCGUCGUGACGCACAAGGAGGCGCUGAUGCUUCGCGGCGAAGAGUCGGCGCGGGGGCUGAGUUUCAACGCCACCGUGAGGAUUUUGGAGGAGACGGUGCCGGACGAGCAGCGGGCGACGCCUGACGGACCACGCGGUGGCAACGGUGGCGGCGAGCCCGGCGUGGGCAAGACGACGCAGAUGUACUUCGUUGGGGAGGCGGUGCGGUGGCACUCGAUCCUUCACCCGGGGGACGCCUACGAACUGCUGCUGCCCAGCGAGCAGGAGGCCUCCCUGUACUGCCCUCAGCCGGGCGUCCCCGCCGGGGUCCUCCAGGCCGCGGGCUGCCCUCACCUCAUCCAGCUGAUGCCCAACUGGACAAUCCGAAGCCUCGGGAGAUCCGAAAGCCCGUCACACGCGCAGUUAGAACCGCAGCCCAGCACCUCUUCACAGAGGGCAGAGGAAAGCGGUGACCAUCGUCUGGGCCUCAUGAAUAUCAGAGACGUCUUGGAGGAAAGCUGCGAGCAGCUGGUGUCGUUCACCGGUCAAAUUUCAGAGAGGUUCUGCUACCACCCGCACGAUCGCUUCCAGAAGCUGCACGACUCCGCCUCGCGCAAGCGCCUGGGCAUUUGGCUGCCCGGAGACCCCGACCUGCGGUUUGACGUGCAGGACCUGGACAGCCCCGAGCUGAGCGUCAGCGUCUACCUGGACCCGUCGCGCUUCGUCUACCCACUCGGCCUGCUGCCCGGCGCCACCGUCGCGUUCCGCCGCCUUCAGAGAUGCACGUCACGCGUGCGGAAGAAUGUGUACUGCAAGAUCUUGCCCGUGAGCAGCAUCGACGUGACUUCCUUCGCAGACGCUUCGGCCAGCCCGCUGAGCGACCCCUGGGGAGACGGAGCGCCCACUCUUCAAAUCGCCGAUCUCCUGUCGCGCGGCCAGCAGAGGGUCACGUCCGGGCGGCUCGGCUGCAGGGUCGUGCGAAUACGCUGGUUGCGCCUGCGCUGGGCCUGCGCCUUCUGCGACUCCAAUUUUGCCCAGGGCCAGUGCAGCGGAGCUUUACGUGGGACAUGCAACUCAGAAGAGGGCAGCUUCACAGCCAAAGCGAGCGUGAUGGUGGACGAUGGCACGGGCCAUGCGUUCAUGUACAUGGACGGCCUGCAGGUGGCCUCCCUCCUGGCCCUGUCUCUCCCGCAGUGGGAGGCCCUGCACCGUCACGUACUGAACACCUCCGGGGAGGCGUCCUUCAGCUACAGCGACAAGUUUUCAAGAGUCACUCUCGAUGGCCUCACGGAAAACCUCAUCCGGGCGCUCUGCUGCAGCCGCACAGUGUCCCGACCACUCUGCCUGCGCUUUCGAGUCAAAACGUGGGCACAGGAAGAGCAGCAGGAGCCACUGCGGACCUUUGAGUUUGAGCUGAAGAAGGCGGCGUACAGCACCCUCAUGCCGUGUUGGCCCAUGCUGCUGUGCGUGGGCGUGCGCGACCCCGCCGCUCACGCUCGCGACGCCGGGCGCCAGGAGUCGUAGCACGCCACAAGG
Messenger RNA from Lethenteron reissneri (Far Eastern brook lamprey), 6849 nucleotides. RefSeq names its product CST telomere replication complex component 1 (gene CTC1). Gene Ontology annotation, molecular function: telomeric repeat DNA binding; single-stranded DNA binding. The record is from RefSeq and is a predicted model, not a curated record. Gene Ontology annotation, biological process: telomere maintenance via telomere lengthening; positive regulation of DNA replication. Lineage: Eukaryota; Metazoa; Chordata; Hyperoartia; Petromyzontiformes; Petromyzontidae. Gene Ontology annotation, cellular component: CST complex.